AUGAGUCAUUUGAGAGAGUUUGAUAGCUUCCAUUUCACUUCUGCCGCUAAUAGGUUAGACAGACCGUCGUUGUAUCUCAUCAAAAGGGCCAGAAGAGACGAACUGUCUGGUUAUGAGAAACUCAAGGCUUCAUUGACUUCGGCCACGGUGUAUGUUGGCCAUUUGACGCUCAACACUACAGAGGAGCAGAUCUACGAACUGUUCUCCACCGUGGGUCCUGUAGAGAGAGUCAUCAUGGGACUAAAUGCUCAUGACCAGUCACCAACGGGAUUUUGCUUUGUUAUUUUCAAAUCUCCAAAGGGGGCAUUGAACGCAGUCAAGUAUAUCAACAAAACCAAACUCAACGGGAAGGCUAUUGAAAUUGACCUCGACCCAGGAUUUGAGGAUGGUCGGCAAUAUGGUCGGGGUGAAAACGGUGCUCAAAAGGCUUCCAUGCAGAGGAGAAACAACAGAUUCAACACCAAGAGAGGAAGAGGUGGUUACAGAGGAAGAGGCGGUAGAAGCGGUAGAGGCGGUCGAGAUAGAGCCAGAAAUGGUAUGGACAACACCGGUUACCAGGGAAACUACCAAUUUCCCCAUCAAUAUCAGCAACAGCAACCACUACAACAACAAUAUAAUGAAUAUCAAUCCCAAUAUAACCAAUAUCCUCCUCAACAAUAUCCACAACAAUACGCCCCACCACAUCACCAACAGCAGUAUGAUUACAAUCAGUAUCAGCAGUAUCCAAACAAUCAGUAUCCUCCCUAUUAA
Messenger RNA from Pichia kudriavzevii, 750 nucleotides. RefSeq lists its product as uncharacterized. The record is from RefSeq and is a predicted model, not a curated record. Gene Ontology annotation, biological process: mRNA cis splicing, via spliceosome. The coding region runs from base 1 to 750 and encodes 249 amino acids. Gene Ontology annotation, cellular component: nuclear cap binding complex. NCBI's taxonomy places the organism in Eukaryota, Fungi, Ascomycota, Pichiomycetes, Pichiales, Pichiaceae. The transcript has a single exon. Gene Ontology annotation, molecular function: RNA cap binding.